Messenger RNA from Daldinia loculata, 1446 nucleotides. RefSeq lists its product as uncharacterized. Lineage: Eukaryota; Fungi; Ascomycota; Sordariomycetes; Xylariales; Hypoxylaceae. The record is from RefSeq and is a predicted model, not a curated record. Bases 159 to 1301 code for a protein of 380 amino acids. The transcript has a single exon.
CUACGGACUACGGGACCUAACUGCCUAACUUUAACUUUCUUUGACCUGAUUCAGAUUCCAAUUAAAUUCCAAUUAAAUUCUAAUUAGCCAGACUGUUAUUCUCGCGCGUCUCGCGGGAAACUUAACAUUUAAAUCAUGACUGAACCAACUCGAGAUUCAUGUCCGCCUCCUCGCCCCGCCAAUCGCAUGAAGCGCCCGAUAUAACAUGUAUCGCGCCAGAGCCUUUCGAACCUAUACCUCUCAUCGCCGGCAUUGUGCGUACCGGAUAUUGCAUUCCAGGCUCAGUAUUUCUGGUUGAGGGCGUCGAUUCCAUCCAUACGUCUAGAUCCAAGAGAUGGCGUGCCGUACGCCUAUUACUCGGAGAUGGGGAGCUGUGUAUCCAGGCCCUGUUAUCGGCCGAGAUGCAUAGAUACGUAGACGAGGGGGAAGUCGCCUUUGGGUCCUACGUUAAGCUGGAACAAUUCCGAGUCGAACGGAGGAACCUCCCUAAUGGGACUGAUGGGGACUCGCCAACCACCAAAGGAAAGGAAAAAGAGCGUGAUGACCAUAAUGCAGGAAAUGGGAUGGUCUAUCUGGUUGUCGAGGAUCUUGCACUCGUCGGGUGGAAUAACGCACUUGUCGAUACCGCGCCCGCCGAAAGUGCCCAAGCAGACGCUGAAGUCCCACAGGAUCGAGCUAAAAAUAACGCUCAGACUUCUAUCACGACCAAACCGGUUCUAGGCAACAGUACUACGCAGUCUUUCGACAGUGGUGUUGGUCUCCUGAAAGAAUUAGCCGAUGCGGAUGACGACUUCGAAGUCAUGCCAAAUGCUAUGUCGAAGGCGACACAGAACAGGCUUGAUCUCGCAGCAAAAUCUAAGGACACAAACCAUCUUCCCUGGUCGAGCAACAACCCUGGGAAACCCCUGAAACUCACCGAGUUACGCAAAAUCCCCAACUUACCAUACAAGCAAAAUUGGAGUGUCAACGUGCUAGCAGUAGUUUCGGCAAUCUCGGGUCUCGAACCUUCCGGCCUACCACCGUAUAGCCAGCGACAGGUCAGGCUCGCCGACCCCUCUACUGACAAGCACGUGCUCUUGACGGUAUUUCUAGACCCGGAACAGUUCUUACCAGCAGUUGGAAGCGUCGUAUUACUGCUCGGGGUCAAGAACCAUCGUUUUGAUGGUGGAAGCCUCAAAAAGUAUGCUAGCGACCGCCCGGCAGCCGGACAUAGCUGGUGGUACGAGAAUCCGACGCAAUUCGACUGGUGUGACGUCGAGGGGCUGAGGCAGUGGUGGGUCGAGGGUCAGUCUAUCGAAUAAUUCUUUAGAACAUGAUCAUUUACGAAGCGGCUGAUCAUAAUCGACCCCUAAUGAAUAUGCACGUACAGGAUAGCAACUGCGCACAGUAGAUUAAUACUAUCGAAUCAGCCCUUCCAAAUUGCUGCUUCUACUUGGUGAAUAAUAA